AUGUCUGAUUCUGCAGCAUCCCCGUCAACAACAACCACUUCAGCAACAACCACUUCCCCGGGUCAUUUCGAUGCUGUUACUUCUUUGGGUGGAGUACUCGCUGGAGAGAUCUCUUCUUACUUUGCUCAACUUCUCCCGUCUGCCACCUCGCCCCCCACGCCGGACGAGAUCAACGAGCCUCUGGACAUUAUCAUCAAUGGCAGAGUAUAUCCUCCAGUCAUAUAUGAUGGGAAUGUAAUCACACCUGAAGGCUUCAGUAUUGACUGUAUCAACUGCGACGUCUUUGGCAACAUCAGUCUCUCUGGCGGUGGCAAAAUCCCUAACGACCCAUUCCCCGGCAGCCAAAUCCCGACCCCCACCGAUGUCCUUGAAAUGCACCCCGACUUCGACUUCUCAGGUCUCUGGGUGGGUGCAACAUUCGAUGCAUUAAGCGCUCAUUUCGACUUGACCGUCAACCUAACUGCAUUCAACCAAACGUCCAACCAGACGAACGAAUUCCUUAUACCUUUACCUUCGAAAACUUUCACGAAAAGUAUUGGUGAUUUGACUAUCACGGCUACUCUUAAUCCGGAAAUUUAUGGAUGGAUCAAUACCACAAAUAAUGUCAGCUUUACAUACGGCUUCGAUUUCGAGAUUCCGCCCGGCUCUGAGCUGCUUCUUCCGUUGGAAUCUCUCAAUCAGUCGAUAUCUCUUGGAUUCAACAAAUCGACACUUACUCCAAUCCCUUUUACAUCUUCAACAAAAGAUCUGAACAUUGGCGUUGAGUUCUCCUUCCGCCCCUCUGUCAAUUUCGUCGCCUCUAUAGGUGGGCUUCCUGUCUCCCUACAAGUUGCCGUGACCCUCGACAUUCCCAAACUCGACGCCACAAUCAUGCAAGUCCACAACGUCACCGUCUCCUGUGACCCUGCCCCAGCAUCCCUCCCUGCGGAUCAAGUCUACCAAAACCUCACUCUGGUCGUCCCGUCGAUCGGGGUCGACGCGCUGGAAGUCUUUCAAGAGGCAUUGAACCUCAUCCUCGUGAAACCCUCGGACACCCAGCCGUUCUCGCAGAAUUACUCCACCAGCCUCCCGACCGCGUGCUACGCCUUCAGUAGGGCCGAGAAGACGUUGAUUGCCGCAGCCCAAAGCAAGCCUUCGGACACUUCGUCCGCAACGAGCACCCAGGUUCCGCUGUCGGUGAUUUCCAUGGCAGUGAUUCUGGCGGUCUUCAUGGCGAUCUAA
Molecule: messenger RNA, 1221 nt
Organism: Letharia lupina
Lineage: Eukaryota; Fungi; Ascomycota; Lecanoromycetes; Lecanorales; Parmeliaceae
Exons: 6
Coding region: 1-1221 (406 amino acids)
Source: RefSeq, a predicted model, not a curated record